Messenger RNA from Aureobasidium subglaciale EXF-2481, 3540 nucleotides. RefSeq lists its product as uncharacterized. Gene Ontology annotation, cellular component: late endosome; HOPS complex. The transcript is spliced from 2 exons. NCBI's taxonomy places the organism in Eukaryota, Fungi, Ascomycota, Dothideomycetes, Dothideales, Saccotheciaceae. Gene Ontology annotation, biological process: vesicle-mediated transport; cellular response to starvation; protein targeting to vacuole. The record is from RefSeq and is a predicted model, not a curated record. Gene Ontology annotation, molecular function: protein binding. The coding region runs from base 1 to 3540 and encodes 1179 amino acids.
AUGAUCCUCGGAACACACAAUGGAAACAUCCACACUCUCGCCCUGCCCUCGCUACACUCCCUGCGCCUCUACCACGCUCAUUCAGCCUCCAUCACGGCAAUCGAUGUCUCUCCUCGCCCACAACCUGCCUCUGCCUCUACCGCCCCCCGUCUUGACCGCCUCAAUUCAAAUGCCUGGCGAGCCCCUCCCUUGCCCCUCCCUUCGUCGCGCAACCCAAAGCAACCUCCUCCCGUACCCUCGACUCCGUCUAACCUCAUCCACAUCGCAACUGCCUCUAUUGACGGCCAUGUUUGCGUCUCAUCCCUUGUCGAUCCCAAGGAUGUCUCUCUUCGCAACUUUGCGCGUCCCGUCAAUGCUGUCGCCCUGUCGCCCGACUACAAGCUAGACCGUACCUAUCUCUCCGGUGGUCUCUCUGGAAACCUCAUCCUGACUACCGGUGCUAAAUCUGGCGUGAGUGCCGAUGCCAACACCAAUAGCGCUGCUGCCGCUGCCUCGGGCUGGCUGGGCUCCAUAGGUCUGGGAAGCAACACGGGAAAGGAUACCGUACUGCACUCCGGCGAGGGUGCCAUCAGCACCAUCGCCUUUUCCAAUACUGGUCGCUUUGUUGUUUGGGUAAACGAACAUGGCAUCAAGAUCAUGCGCUCGCACCUCAAGCUCGAGUCUCACGAAUCAGAGUCCGCCUGGAAGCGCAUUGCUCAUGUCGAUCGACCCAAUCGCAAUCCUUGGCCCGAUAUGGCUGCUGUCUGGAAGGCUCGUGUACAGUGGAUUGACAACGACGCUCUGGAGGCAGACUUGGAUGAACCCAGAGCUCCAAAUCCUUCGCCUGCUCCAGGACCCAACAAGUCUUCGAAAAAGGCCCCGCCAGAGAAGCUACUUGUCGGAUGGGGUGAUACCGCUUGGCUGAUCCACGUAUACGCCGCUCGCAUGACUGCCGGAAAGAAUGGUGCCCAGCGUUUACCUGGCCGCGCCGACAUUCUCCACAAACUGACCUUCGAUGAUUGUGUCGUUUCUGGACUGUCCCUCUAUACCCCUUCUCUGCUCGCCGUACUUGCCUACCGUACGCGUGACGACCAAGACAAUCCCGUACCUUCUUCCGUGCAGGACACUCCAAAGAGAGGCAGGCACCACCGACAGACAGGCCUACAACCAGAGCUUCGUUUGAUCAAUUUUGCGACUGGCGAGGAAGUUGACGUCGACACCCUUAACAUCAACAGAUUCGAGUCGCUUUCAGCUGCCGACUACCAACUAACUUCGCUAUAUGUACCUCCUCCACCCCGUCUUGCUCCAGCGCAAAGGGGUGCACUCGAGAACUUCGGUGCUGGCUUGUGGGAUGCAGGUGCAAGUGCAACACGGCUCUUCAGUUCUGGCGCCAGUAUGAAGAGUCCGCCACCUAGUGAGGGAGGAAGAACGGCAGUCAAAUCUCCCGCGGGAUCUGUUGGUGGUUCUCAAAUCACAGUGACGCCUCGCUCGACGCCUGAUGCGAAUCCAUUCCUCGCGCGAACAGGCCUCAAGCUUUUCGUCCACAGCCCCUACGAUUGCGUCCUUGCUAUCAGACGUGAGCUCGCAGAUCAUCUUGGAUGGCUGUUGGAACGCAAACAGUACGGGAAAGCUUGGAGUCUGAUUGAUGAUCACCCUGGCAUAGUCAGCACCCCAAGUGAUCGUCGAUCUGUACCAUCGUCACCGAGCGGACCUACGCGGGCGCAGAACAGCUUGGCAGACUUCUUUGCCGACGAGGACAUAUCCCAGACUACCAUGUCUCCCGAAAAGAUACAAAACUCCAUUGCCACAAAAGAAAAGCAAAGGGUGGGUGACCUGUGGCUACAGCAGCUUGUUGCGAACGACGAAUGGUCGACAGCAGGAAAAGUAGCUGGCCAGGUUCUCGGCACCUCUUCCAGAUGGGAGAAAUGGGUUUUGGCAUUUGCACAAGAUGGCCAUUUCGAUGAGAUCACGCCGUACAUUCCUAGUACCGACCUGAAGCCUGCGUUGCCAUCGUUUGUAUACGAAGUCAUCCUUGGUCAUUACAUUGGCCAUGAUCGACCUCGGUUCCGCGAACUCCUAGAUCGUUGGGACCCCGAGUUAUUCGACAUAACCAGUGUCAAGACAGCCAUCCAAACCAAACUUGAUUCGAGUGAUGUUAACGAGGAAUCGGUGGAAGGAGGUGAGCAAGGAAGAGACUGGCGCAUUUUGUUGGAUGGACUAGCAAAGCUGCACCUGGCUGAGGGUUGCACGACAGAUGCCUUGCGCUGUUACGUCCGACUACAAAACGGCGAUGCUGCGAUGUCACUGAUCCGCGAAUACCAUCUAGCUGAUGCUGUCUCCGACGAUAUUCCUGGUUUAUUGAUGCUUCGUGUAUCCAAGGAACAAAUGAAGACAGCAUCCCUGGAAGAACUCGAAGAAUCCUCCGCAGAGGUCGUCCGACUACUGAUUGAUGAAGCCUUUGCAGGCAAUGUCCGACCCGACGUGGUCGUGUCGCAGCUCGAGCAACAUGGAUCCAGUUACCAACCAUUUCUAUUCUUCUAUCUCCAUGCUCUCUGGACAGGACGGACGACAGAUAAUCAAGCACCAAUCAGUCGAGUCGAGCGUAUGAAGCUUCAGCAGCAGAUAGAGGAAGGCAGAUUGCUAGUGGAACAAUACGGCGAUUUGGCCGUGACGCUGUUUGCGGAGUAUAAUCGUGAACUUCUGAUGGACUUUUUACGAGCCUCAACGUCGUACACGUACGAAAAGGCAUCGCAUAUCUGUGAAGACAAACAUUAUGUGCCGGAGCUCGUGUAUCUUCUCAGCAAGACUGGACAAACCAAGAGAGCCUUGUUCCUGAUCAUUGGAGAACUCGGCGAUGUCAGCCAAGCCAUCUCUUUCACCAAAGAGAAUCCUGAUCUCUGGGACGAUCUGCUGGACUACAGCAUGGACAAGCCGAAGUUUAUUCGCGCUUUAUUGGAAGAAGUCGGCACAUCUAUCAACCCAAUUACAUUGGUACGGCGGAUACCAAAUGGGCUAGAGAUUGAGGGCUUGAGGGAAGGAAUUGGCAAGAUGAUACGCGAAUACGAGAUACAACACAGCAUCAGCGAUGGCGUUGCCAAAGUGCUACGGGGAGAGGUAACGUCGGGCAUGGACGUGCUUCGAGCAGGACAGAAGAAAGCAGUGAAGUUCGAGGUCACACAUGAAAAAGCUGAUGAUGUCGAGGUGCAUGUUGAUACGGUGCCAAUCAUCAAUGGUAAUGGUGUGGACGAUAUCAGCGCCAACCAUGGCCCUAAUACAGGACAUUGCGUUGGUUGCAAAGACAUGUUCCAUCAAGAUGAGAAAGAGACACUCGUCGGAUUCAAUUGUGGCCACGUCUUUCAUCUUUCUUGUCUUCUUGAUCUCGACACGAAGGCUGAUCAAGCCGAUAUCGAAGGAUUACAAAUUAGGAGGUCUUCGGAAGACGAAGAGCUUGACGACACAAGUAGCAGAAGCGUGCGGACAAAAGUCGAGCACGCGCACCAGAUCAAGCGAGCUGUUCAAGGCGGUUGCCCAGUGUGUACACUGCCCGAUGAGGCUGACUAG